AUGUGGAUUGUUGUUCCAGCCAAGACAUCAUCUGGAUUUGUAAAGGUAGAAUGGUUUGAUAAAUCUGGGAAAGAAGGUGAGGAACAACAAAUUGAAGAGGAAAGAAGGGCCCUUGUUUUGAAGGUUCAAGCCAUUUUGCGUCCAUUCGUUCUAAAGGACAUGAAGGAGGCUGUCGAAAACAGGGUUCCACAAAAGAAAGGUGUUGUUCAGAACUCCGAUGCAAUUAUUGUCACAUGCUCCAGAGAUAAUGCAGCAAAAGAAGGCGCAAGGACUGAUAGUGGGAAUUGUCAAGAGGUACCAGCAGAGGUUGUUGGUCAAACUGAUGAUGAAGGUAGUCCUAACAGGCGAACCAGUCAACUGGGCCGGGAAGUGGAAGUUACUAAGGUCAUUACGAGGCCGAGAACUAAUGAUGUGCCUAUCUCACUGGUUGGCGAAAGCAAUCCAGCUGUGCUUCUGCAAGUGCCAAAUUCAAGUUCCCCUGAAUUAAUCUUCAAGGCACUCAGAGGCAUACCUGGCUUAGCCCGUACCGAUAUUCUGAGAUCCUACAGUGCUCUUAUCCGUGAUGAUCGCCGAUUUGAGUGUCUCAUGGCACUCCCGAUGGACAUGAGAAAGGAUUGGUUGCUCAUGGAGAUUGGAAACAACUAGUGCUUGCUCUGUCGCUCCAGGCUCCAGCAGUAUGAAUGUACCUGCAUGUUUAGAAGUUGUCAGAUGGAGUUCAGGCUCCUGAUGCUCCCUUCCUGAUCAGUUAGUCUCGGUAAUGUUGUAACCACGUGAUGCCUGGCAUGGCCCAGGUGUCAUGUUGUAUAUAUGGAGUUAUUCAUAUGAUAUCUUCAACUAGUAGCAUGAAGUCUGCUUGUUCAUCAACUGCAGUGCCAUUUGCU
Molecule: messenger RNA, 881 nt
Organism: Triticum urartu
Lineage: Eukaryota; Viridiplantae; Streptophyta; Magnoliopsida; Poales; Poaceae
Source: RefSeq, a predicted model, not a curated record